Syngnathoides biaculeatus (alligator pipefish) is the source of this 8786-nucleotide messenger RNA. RefSeq names its product zinc finger protein 236-like. Gene Ontology annotation, biological process: regulation of transcription by RNA polymerase II. The record is from RefSeq and is a predicted model, not a curated record. Bases 92 to 5599 code for a protein of 1835 amino acids. Gene Ontology annotation, cellular component: nucleus. NCBI's taxonomy places the organism in Eukaryota, Metazoa, Chordata, Actinopteri, Syngnathiformes, Syngnathidae. The transcript is spliced from 32 exons. Gene Ontology annotation, molecular function: RNA polymerase II cis-regulatory region sequence-specific DNA binding; DNA-binding transcription factor activity, RNA polymerase II-specific.
UGAAUUAUCAUCGCCACUGCACUACAGAUGACAGAGACGCCAUUUUGAAAAACAAAUUGUUCAUAGCACACCCGGUCAGAGAACUGGAACUAUGCCGCGGGGCCGGCCUCGCAAAUCGAGACUUAAAACCACCGACGAAACAGAUGCUAAUGAAAAUAAGGUGGAUGGUUUCAGUGAUGCCGAAUUCAAAGAGAAGAAGUGCACAAUAUGUUCACAGAUAUUUACCACGGAAAGCCAACUGCAAAAGCAUCUUCGUGAGCAUGAGAUUAAUGACAAGCCUCAUCGAUGCGACCAGUGUCCACAGACGUUUAAUGUGGAGUUCAAUCUCAAACUCCACAAGUCUACGCACACAACGUCUGACUUCACCUGUCCUGUAUGCAAUAAAAAGUUCUCCCGCAUUGCUAGUCUCAAAUCCCAUACUAUGCUCCACGAAAGGGAAGAGAAUCUGAUCUGUGCAGAAUGUGGAGAUGAGUUUGUUCUUCAGAGUCAGCUCUCUCUUCAUUUGGAGGACCACCGCAAGGAGUUGUCCGGUGUCAAGGUCUACACCUGCAAGACCUGCAGGAAGGAGCUCAAGACAUCGGCACACCUCAAGGAGCACAUGAAGUGUCACAUCAGAAUGAGGCCGUUAUCCUCUAGCUCCAGAAAUUACAAAAAAAAUAUUGAUCGCAGUGGGUUCACCAACAGCUGCCAUCAUUGUGGAAAGGCAUUCAAAAAGCCCAGCCAACUUGUCAGACAUAUACGGAUACACACAGGUGAAAGGCCCUUUAAAUGCACACAUUGCAGCAAGGCUUUUAAUCAGAAGGUGGUGCUGCAAACUCACAUGGUGAGACAUACUGGGGAAAAGCCUCACCUCUGCAUCUUUUGUCCGGCUUCCUUCUCUCAAAAGGGGAACCUGCACUCUCAUGUCCAAAGAGUUCAUUCAGAGGCAAAAGGUGUGCCAUUGUUCCCCUGUAUGGACUGCAGCUGUGUAUUUAAGAAGUUGGGCAGUUUGAAUGCACACAUCGGCAAGAUGCACAUCUCUGUCAUUGAUGUGCCUUCCAGCACUUCGGAGACAGACACAGCAGGUCCUGCAGGAUCAGAUGGUGGAGAGGCAGUAACAGAUGUCAUCCAGCAGCUACUAGAACUCUCUGAGCAAGUCAAUGGGGAGACAGCUCAGCCCCAACCCCCAGAGCCAGCUGUUACCAUGGAAAGCGCCAUUAACCAAGACAUCCUACAGCAAGCUCUAGAGAACAGUGGGCUGAGUGUAGCCCCAACUCAGAAUGUUGAUGCCAAUGCCAGAGCAACUCAGAACCAGAUAUCUGAUGGCACUACUGUAGGAAUGAAAAAAACACCGUUUCUUGACAAACCUGUCAGAGAGAGAAAAAGAAGCAUUUUCAAAAAACCUGUACAAAUGCCAGGCUCCAUCAGGGAGAUAAAUGGCAUCCGCUGGCACGGAUGCCCUUACUGCUCCAAGGAAUUUAAGAAGCCCAGUGACCUUGUCCGCCACAUCCGCAUUCAUACCCAUGAGAAACCUUUCAAGUGCAAACAGUGCUUUCGAGCAUUUGCUGUCAAGAGUACCCUAACGGCCCAUAUGCAAACUCACACAGGCAUCAAGGCGUUUGAGUGUCAGUGCUGCCUUAAGUGCUUCUCUACUUCUGGCAGCAUGAAGGUACACAUGCGACUGCAUACAGGUGUCCGUCCUUUCUCCUGCCCUCACUGUGAUAAGAUCUUUCGUACAUCAGGACACAGAAAAACACAUGUAUCAUCUCACUUCAAAAGUUUACAGCAGAAGAGGCACAGAUUUCCACGAAAAACAAACAAAGCCAAGGCAUCUAAGAGUAAUUUACCAUUACCUGACAUCACACUGCAGGAACCAAUUCUCAUAACGGACUUUGGGCUCAUCCCAUCUCAGAACCCUCGGCUGGCAUUCCAACAGUACUUGGAGGUGGUGGGGAGCGAUCGUCCAUACAAGUGCCAGUUCUGCAAUAAAGCGUAUAAGAAAUCAAGUCAUCUGAAACAGCAUGUUAGAUCUCAUACAGGAGAAAGGCCAUACAAGUGUGUGCAGUGUGGUCGAGGUUUUGCAUCUUCAGGGGUCCUCAAGGCACACAUACGGACCCACUCGGGACUGAAGGCAUACAAGUGUGUCAUGUGUGAUACGACGUUCACCACCAGUGGUAGUCUACGCCGUCACAUGACAACCCAUAGUGACCUACGACCUUACAUGUGCCCCUACUGCCAGAAGACCUUCAAGUCAUCCCCAAACUGUCGGAAACACAUGAAGACACACAGAUAUGAACUGGCUCAGCAAUUGCAGCCUCAGUCAGCUGAAGAUCCCCUAGAAGCUGGAACAGUGCCCAAUGAUAUGCAAGUAGAUAUUGAGGGAAACACCCUUCAGCAACCACCGGGACGUUCAAGUGAGCAAGAAAACAUGCUGGAACUUGGCCAAGCAGAAGGUGUGAAUGGUGGCCAGGCGGUGACAUUAGAAGCACAGCUGAGAGACCAACCAUUGGUGCAAGGAGAAGAUUCCUACGUGACAACCCAACAUGCUUUGCCUCAGAAUAUCACCCAGUUUGAGACACCAACCCUCCCUCAGGCCACAUUUGACCAGCAAGCUUUAACACAAGGCUUUACCAUGACAGAAUCAAGUUACAAUCAAAGCCAGUUUUCCACUGUCCAGCAGCUACAGGAUUCCAGUACCCUGGAAUCUCAGGCCUUGUCAUCCAGCUUUCACUCUCCUAGUCUGCUUCAUGUUCCCACUACUGAAGUGACAAAUGGGCUUCUGCAGCAGAACAGUCAAGGAGAUCUACAACUGGACAGUGAGCCACAUGAUUACCAGGAGGAUGGUGAAGGCAACAGCAAGAGAGCAUACAGGUGCAGUUGGUGCAAUAAAGGCUUCAAAAAGUCAAGUCAUCUUAAACAGCAUUUGCGCUCCCACACUGGCGAAAAGCCAUUCAGAUGUCACCUCUGUGAAAGAUCUUUUGUAUCAGCUGGGGUGCUGAAAUCACAUCUGAACACACAUUCGGGAGUGAAGCCCUUCAAGUGUAAUGUUUGUGACGCCUCCUUCACAACCAAUGGGAGUCUGAACCGCCAUAUGAUUAUCCAUCUCAAGUCAUUCAAAUGCUCGAUGUGUGAUGAGAGCUUCAGGACAAGCUUGCUGUGUAAAAAGCACAUGAAAAAGGAGCAUGCUUUAGAGGAUCAAAUUGUUAGUUUGGAAGAUCAAGAUGUGGAGGAGGAUGAAGACGAAGAAGAUGAAGGGGAUCAAAAAUUAUCAAAGAAACGGGGAAUGGAAAUCAUCACUUUCACAGAGGAGCAAGCUGCAGAACUGGCAAAGGAUCCUGGUGAGGAGGCAUCCGUGUCAGAGCGAAUCCUUUCCCAGUCUGCAGCUGAGAGGGACCGCAUCAGUGAGAUCAAAGACAAGGCUGUGGUGCUGGAGACAGAACCCAAGUUUCCAAACUGCUGCAAUUUCUGCCCCAAGAGCUUCAAAAAGCCUAGUGAUCUUGUCAGGCACAUUCGAAUUCACACAGGAGAAAGACCGUACAAGUGUGAUGAAUGCGGGAAGAGUUUUACUGUCAAAUCUACUCUGGAUUGUCACGUGAAGACACACACAGGUCAGAAACUGGUCAACUGCCACAUGUGCAACACUUCCUUCUCUACAAAGGGUAGCUUAAAGGUGCACAUGCGGCUCCACACUGGCUCCAAGCCUUUCAAAUGCCCAUUCUGUGACCUUCGCUUUCGAACUUCUGGGCAUCGCAAAACCCAUAUCCAGUGCCACUUCCGGGCUAAUGGCGAGAGCCGCAAGUCAAAACGGUCUUCCUCAUCUUCUGCUCAGACCCGGCAAAUUCAAGACACAGGGCAUGAUGGGCCUUCAGGACAAGACCAGCAUACGACAGUACCAGAGGCACUUCAGACUGUGGGGCUACUCCAAAUCCCCAACUCUGAUAACAUUUACCACCCAGCAAACCAAGUGCUGACUGGGCAAUUUGACCAGAAUCUGUUACAGUCGGGCUUGGUGGGACAGGCAAUUCUGCCUUCCUCAAUGUCAGAUGUGUCCCUAUCAGAUGGCCUGACCACACUUGAAGGGAUUCACCUCCAAUUGACUCCUGCCAACUUGGUGUGCCCGAAUGUCCAGAUCUCUGGGAUCGACACGAGCAACUUAAACAACAUAACUCUUCAGAUAGACCAUGCUCUUCUCCAACAGACGCUACAGCAGGGCGGCCUUCUCUCACACCCUCUAAGUGUUGACACUGGUCUUGUCCUACAUUCUGGCAGUCAGCUCAUGUCUACUAGUGACACAUCAGUGUCAACUAAUGUUGUCCUCCAGCCCCUGAGCACCCUGGGCCUGCAACCCUCCACUAUCACCCCUGCCCAGGUCACAAUGGCAGGCCUGCCUGAGCAGGACAGCACAGGCUCUCAGGACUUGAGCCAUGUCAUGGGCAGCACUGGCUUGGUGAGUGGAGGCACAGGCAGUCAGGAGAUUACACUUACUAUCAACAAUUCGACCCUUACGCAUGCUCUAGCGCAAGUACAGGCAACAGUUUCUGGUUCCAACACCUCAUCAGGAAACCCUCAAGAGAUCAUGCUCACCAUAUCAGGGCAAGAUCUCCUCCCCCAGCACAGCAACAAUGCAGAGAUGAACAGCAGCCUCAGAAUGGCAUCACCACUUAUAGGCCAACCCACUAACGCCACCCUGACGAUCACCAAUGAGCACCUUCUACCUCAGAACCCCACCAACACUGGAAUGGCUGUUGCCACUCUUCCAUCAAGCACCUCGCUGUCACACACCACUUCAUCUCAAAGUCUAGUGUUGUCACCUGGAGGUGUGGCCAAUGAUGGUAGUGUUACACUAACCCUAGCAGAUGCCCAGGGUAUGCUGGAUGGUGUUACUCUAAAUCUCAGUACACAGGGUCAGACAUGCGCUGCAGUGAUGAAUGACUCCAAUCUACAAUCAGGGCAACCAGCCUUUGCAGCCCAGCCGAUCAUACUGGUCGGCCAUCAUUCCCAAUCUUUGAUGGGAACGUCUGAUAAUGGAUACAACAUUGGAAAUGACAGCCACAAGAGUAGGAAGGCUGACACCACUGAAGCUGAUAAUCAGCACAAAUGUUUCUACUGUAAUCUCGUUUGCCCAAAUGCCAACUCACUACGCCGUCACUGUCGACAAGUUCAUAGUAAAGACCGAUGCCACGUAUGCAGUAUCUGCAACAAAGCUUUUAAGCGAGCGAUGCACCUUAAGGAGCAUGAACGAAUUCACCAGCCAGGCCCAUCGCUGAGCUCCCUCAAACCCCGAGUCUUCAGCUGCUCCUCGUGUGGGAAGGCCUUCCCGAAGCGUAGUCAGCUGGAGAGACACAACCGCACACACACAGGCGAGCGUCCCUUCAAGUGUCCUCAAUGCGAGAAAGCCUUCAACCAGAAGAGUUCUUUGCAAGUGCACAUGGUCAAACACACAGGAAAGAAGCCCUUCAAGUGUGAGAUAUGCAGCAUCCGAUUCACUCAGAAGAGCAACAUGAGACACCACAUGAAGAGAGCCCACGGCUACGUUUUUCGUCUUCACAGGUCAAAUUCAAGAUAUAACUCAGCGCCAAGAAGGACCAACCACUCAAGUCACUGUAACCCCGGAACUUGACCUGGAAGUUGUCCCUGAGUCAUCUGGGGAUUGGCACAAUGUUUUCCCAUGAGUCAUCCCAGAUCAUACAAAUCCAAAACAGGUUUAUCCAUCCAUCCCUUUUCUUAGCUUCUUAUCCUCACAAGGAUCGCAGGGAGUGCUGGAGCCUAUCCCAGGUGUCACCGGGCAUGAGGCAGGGUACACCCUGAACUGGUUGCCAGCCAACAGCAGACCACAUGGAGACAGACAACAGUUGCACUCACAAUCACACCUAAGGGUAAUUUAAAGUUUUUGGGAUGUGGGAGGAAACCGGAGUGCAUGGGGAGAGGAUCCCAACUUCACAAAAGUGGCGCCGGGAUUGAACCCAGGUCCUCAGAACUGUGAGGCCAACGCUUUCCAGCUGCACCACUGUGCCGCCCAAAUCAGGCUUAUAUCAGAGAAAAAGAAAGCAGAUUAUAUAUUGCAUACUGCUGAGUUCGGAAAGAGAAAUAUAGCUGACUUUUGCCAAACAUCAUCUUGCCUUCAAAAUUAUUACUUUGGGGGAAAAAGAUAUUGGCCGUCUAUUUUUGGAUGCUAUUUUCUGUCACUGCUUUGAACAAUCUUGUUUAGACAUAACCAGUCGGCGAAUAUGUAGAAUCAAUCAAUCAAUCAGAGAAAAUGUUGAAUAAUAUGUCAAUAUAGUUUCACGAUAUCACAGAAUUUAAUUAUUCAUGUUUUUUUUGAGGUAAGAGGUAAAAUGUUGACUUUCCUAGAAUUUCAAUGGGUCCCCUAUGAAAGAUUAAUUUCUCAAUUUAUUUGAUUCUCUUCAGAGGUUUGUUUUGAUGACUAUGGGCAUUAAAGAGAGAGUAGAUUGUUUUUUUGAAUGGGGAAAGAGGAAAGUGGAUCUAAAAAAAAAAACCCUUGCAGACUGAGAGACUUUAUUAGUAGGACGAAUGCUGGUGUGGCAUCAAAAGCAGCUAAGCAAGAGCAAAUUUUUUUUCUCCGCAACUGUUCAUUUUAUUACUUGGUCUUAUACUGACAUUUAUAGUAAUACAUGUUUAUAGUGUACAUUGUUUGUUUUUCUGCUCCUUUUGUAAAUAGUGAAUUAGGUUUGUUUAUAGUUCUUCUGCAGGAUGUUUGUAUUUUGGGCCUACUGGGCUUAUUGUAAAGCUGACAUUUUUUUUUCAGUUGUUUUCUAUUGUCCAUAAGAAAAGAUGAUUAAAGUAAUUUUUAUAUUAUCUGACACCAUCUCCAGUUUUGACAUUAUUUAUAAAUAUCCAUCCAUCCAUUUUCUGGGCCACUUAUCCUCACAAGAGUCGCGGGAGUACUAGAGUCUUUCCCGGCUAUCUUCAGACAGGAGGCGGGCUACACCCUGAACAGGUUGCCAGCCAAUGGCAGGGCAUAUACAAACAAAGAACCCUUCGGACUCAAAUUCACAGUUAUGGGCAAUUUAGGUUCUUCAAUCAACUAACCAUGCAUGUUUUUGGGUUGUGGGAGGAAACCAUUUUGCCUGGAGAAAAUCCACGCAGGCACGGCGAGACCAUGCAAACUCCAUACAGGAGGGCCGGGGAUUUGAAUCCCAGUCCUCAGAACUGUCAGGCAGAUGCACUAAUUUAUUAUUAUUAACUAUUUAUUGGAAAUGCAAUACAGAAGAAUGUCCAUGGUUGAACACAAUCCAUUCUGUAUUCCUCACUGACUUCUAAGUUCUAAUUAAAAAAAUGAAAUCGAAUAGCAAAUACACAUAAAGUAACUUCACUUGCUUCAGGUUCAAAAUGUCACAUCACAAUACCUUUAUAUUAAAUUUGCAGGUAGUGGUGGGUAGAGUAGCCAAAUAUUGUACUUAAAUGAGAGACCUGUAACUUCUAAAUAAUGUCUCAAGUAAAAGUAAAAAGUAGUCCCUUUAACCCCAAAAUUACUUGCGUAAGAGUAAAAUUACUUAGUGGAAAAAAAACAAAACGAUUCAAGUACUAUUCAAAGGAACCUCUGACUUAUUGAAUAGAUGAGAGCAUAAACAUUAAAUGAAAUAAAGACAACUAAAAAGUGAAUGUGUAAAAUUAGAUUGUGUGUGCACGUAAGCGAAAAAAACACAAACCCCAAAAGAUGCAUGUCUUAGAUUUGUUAGGAUAAAAUGGGGCUAAUGUAUUUUCUCAAGUUAAAUGUGGGCCAAAGUAUCUGCAUUUGGGAAGACAGCUCCAGACAAAUUUUUAAAUUAUUUUCCGAUUGUGUUGAGCAGCUAGAAUUUUUUUUUUUUGUCCAUGAUUCCGCUUCUGAUUCUGUGGUUAAGAACCCCUCCAAGCUUCACAUAUAUCUUGUGGUGGCUUAAAAAAAAAGCAAGGAUGAAAAUAAUGGAUGAGAAACUUAUUUGCUGCUGUUCACCUUUUCUACAUUUUACGUUUUGCAUCGUUGCAAUUUUUUUUCAAAAUGUGUUAUAUUCAUUGACCUCUGUAGUGCUUCAUAGCCAUUUUGAGAUUCCUCUAGAGAUGUGUAAUCAGAUUCAAGUCUAUGCUUUGGGUAGGGCCAUUCAGAACAUCCACAGAAUUGUCAUGAAGCCACUUCUUUGACAUUUUGAUGGAAUCUUACAGUCCCUGUCCUGCUGAAAGAUCCACCCCCACUCCAGACUGAGGUCAAGUGGACUCUGGAGCAGGUUUGAUCCAGGAUGUCUCUGCAGAUUCAUUUUUCCCUGUCUCUUCUCCUUGAUCUAUACUCACAGCAUGAUGCUGCAUCCUCCAUGCAUCACCAUAGCGACGGUAUUGACCAGGGCAGGAGUGGUGCACUGUUUCCUCCAAGAAUGACAUCUAUAAUUCAUGCCAAAUAAUUCAAUCUUUGGCAGCACAGGGAAGCAACUGGUUAGAAUGUCUGACUCACAGGUCUGAGGGCUGGGGUUGAAAUCCCGGCCCCGCCUGUGUGAAGUUUGCAUGCUCUUCCGGUGCCUGUGUGGGCUUUCUCUGGGCACUCCGGUUUCCUCCCACAUCCCAAAAAUAUGCAUUAAAUUAGAGACUGGAAAUUGCCCCAAUGUGUGAUUGUGAGUGCAACUGUUGUAUGUUUCCAUGUGCCUGUGCUUGGCUGGCAACCAGUUAAGGGUGAUCCCUGCCUCCUGCCCAAAGAUAGCUGGAAUAGUCUCCAGCACUCCUGCGACCCUUGUGAGGAUAAGCAGCCCAGAAGAUGGAUGGAUGAACAGAUGUCCAUCUAAUCAAGUCAUCCCUUUUGUACACUUAGCAAUGAGUCCUAU